Messenger RNA from Eucalyptus grandis, 2865 nucleotides. RefSeq names its product chaperone protein ClpB1. Gene Ontology annotation, biological process: cellular response to heat. Gene Ontology annotation, molecular function: ATP hydrolysis activity; ATP binding. Lineage: Eukaryota; Viridiplantae; Streptophyta; Magnoliopsida; Myrtales; Myrtaceae. The transcript has 6 exons. The record is from RefSeq and is a predicted model, not a curated record. Bases 1 to 2619 code for a protein of 872 amino acids. Gene Ontology annotation, cellular component: cytoplasm.
AUGAAUCCUGGGAAGAUCACCCUCAAGACGAACGAGGCGCUGGCCAGGGCUCGCUUGCUGGCGGUGAUGGCUGGCUGUGCGCAGUUCGCUCCUCUCCAUCUUGCGGCAGGGUUGGUCUCAGACCCGACCGGGAUCUUCAAUCAGGCGAUCACCAGCGUCGGUGGGGAGAGCGCCUCGAAAGCGGUGGAGAGGGUACUGAACCAAGCCUUGAGGAAACUUCCGUCGCAGAGCCCACCGCCGGACAAAGUCUUUGCGAGUCCUUUUAUGAUUAAGGUGAUAUGGCAGGCUGAGGCCACUCAGAAGGCGCGGGGGGACUCUCACAUGGCCAUUGAUCAGCUGAUCUUAAGCCUCCUCGAGGACUCCCAUAUCAGGGACCUGCUUAAAGAAGCGGGGGUUGAUCCGGCAAGAGUGAAGUCUGAGGUCGAGAAGCUGUGCGGCAAAGAAGGAAGGAGAGUGGAAAGUGCCUUGGGGGACACCGCUUUCCAGGCAUUGAAGACUUACGGAAGAGACCUGGUCGAUGAGGCUGGUAAAUUGGACCCUGUCAUUGGUCGCGAUGAGGAGAUUAGGAGGGUUGUGAGAAUCCUCUCAAGGAGGACUAAAAACAACCCGGUUCUUAUUGGAGAACCCGGGGUGGGUAAAACUGCUGUGGUAGAAGGCUUGGCUCAGAGGAUAGUGAAAGGCGACGUGCCAAGCAACUUAGCUGACGUGAGAGUCGUGGCGUUGGACAUGGGCGCUCUGGUCGCAGGCACGAUGUAUAGAGGCCAAUUCGAGGAGCGUGUCAAGGCAGUUUUGAAGGAAGUGGAAGAGAACCAAGGGAAAGUGAUUUUGUUCAUUGAUGAAAUUCACCUUGUUCUCGGUGCAGGACGAACCCAGGGGUCCAUGGAUGCCGCAAAUCUGUUUAAGCCCAUGCUUGCUAGGGGUCAGCUCAGGUGCAUUGGCGCCACGACCCUCAAAGAGUACAGGAAGUACGUCGAGAAAGACGCGGCCUUUGAGAGGAGGUUCCAACAGGUUUAUGUGGCAGAGCCAAGCGUUGCUGACACAAUUAGCAUUCUGCGGGGGCUGAAAGAGAAGUAUGAAGGGCAUCAUGGUGUUCGGAUUCAAGACCGAGCACUGGUGGUCGCUGCACAAUUGUCGAGCAGAUACAUAACUGGUCGUCAUCUGCCUGAUAAGGCCAUAGAUCUGGUCGAUGAGGCCUGUGCAAAUGUGCGAGUCCAGCUGGAUAGCCAGCCGGAAGAAAUCGAAAACCUUGAAAGGAAGAGAGUGCAAUUGGAAAUUGAGCUCCAUGCUCUUGAGAAAGAAAAGGAUAAGGCGAGCAAAGCUCGAUUAGUGGAGGUCCGUAUGGAGCUUGAUAACUUGAGAGACAAGUCACAGCCUCUGAUCAUGAAGUAUAAAAAGGAAAAACAAAUAAUCAACGAGAUCCGGCGGCUCAAGCGAAAGGGAGAAGAGCUUCUCUUUGCUGCACAAGAGCCCAAAAGAAGAUAUGACUUAGCUAGAGCUGCUGAUUUGCGGUAUGGGGCGAUCCCGGAAGUGGAACACGCUAUUGCAGAGCUUGAAGGAAACGUUGAAGAGAGCCUGAUUUUGACGGAGACCGUUGGGCCAGAGCAUAUAGCAGAGGUAGUGACUCGCUGGACCGGCAUACCUGUUACGAGGCUCAGCCAGAAUGAGAAAGAGAGGUUGGUUGGGCUCGCAGAAAGAUUGCAUCAGAGAGUUGUCGGACAAAAUCAAGUGGUCGAUGCUGUUGCUGAUGCUGUGUUGAGGUCGAGAGCCAGGUUAGGAAGACCACUGCAACCAACUGGAUCAUUCCUACUCCUGGGUCCAUCUGGAGUCGGCAAGACAGAACUCGCAAAGGCUCUUGCUGAGCAGCUCUUUGAUGAUGAAAACCGAAUUGUAAGAAUCGACAUGUCCGAGUACUUGGAACAACAUUCGGUCGCUCGUCUGAUUGGCGCACCUCCCGGAUAUGUUGGGCAUGAGGAGGGGGGGCAACUCACUGAGGCCGUGAGGCGGAGACCUUACAGCAUUGUGCUAUUCGACGAGGUCGAGAAAGCGCAUGUAUCUGUCUACAACACCCUACUCCAAGUUUUGGAUGAUGGAAGACUUACUGAUGGCCAGGGCCGCACGGUCGACUUUCGGAAUACCAUAAUCAUCAUGACCUCGAACCUCGGGGCAGAGCACCUCCUGUUGGCACUUACAGGCAAGUGCUCAAUCGAAGUCGCUCGCGAUCGAGUCAUGCAAGAGGUGAGGAAGCAUUUCAGGCCAGAGUUGGUUAACCGGCUUGAUGAGAUCGUUGUGUUCGAUCCUCUAUCACACGAUCAACUGAGGAAAGUUGCCAGGUUGCAGAUGAAAGAAGUGGCCACUCAGCUUGCCGAGAGAGGCAUCGCCGCGGAAGUGACCGACGCGGCUUUGGACUACGUCUUAGCCAAAAGCUACGAUCCAGUUUAUGGUGCUAGACCCAUCAGGAGGUGGCUCGAGAAGACAGUCGUGACCGAGCUGUCGAGGAUGCUCAUAAGGGAGGAGCUCGACGAGAACUCGACUGUUUACAUAGACGCCGUGCCGCUUGGCGACGGCUUGGUGUACCGAGUGGAGAAGAAUGGAGGACUAAUCGAUCCGGAAACCGGGUAGAAGUCGGGUAUACUCAUUCAGGUACCGAACGGGCCUAGAAAUGACACGGCUCGCCGGCCGGUAAGCUUAAUCAAGAUCGUGGAGAUCGACGACGACGAAGAAAUGGAUGACCUGAAUCCGUGAGUGAAGAAUCAUCAAAAAGUAUUGCCAAAUCUUUAUAUCCUUUUGACGUUGUCAAGAUCAGCUAUGCUUUUUGGUACUUCUGGGCUUCUAAAUAGGCUCGUCAUCCUUUUUCUUUUAGGUUUC